Messenger RNA from Paramecium octaurelia, 1095 nucleotides. The record is from the annotation of a GenBank genome assembly. NCBI's taxonomy places the organism in Eukaryota, Ciliophora, Oligohymenophorea, Peniculida, Parameciidae.
AUGCAGACUCGAAUUCAAUAGCUAUCUUAACUUCAACCAGAUAAAAGAAUUCUCAAUUAUACUUUCAGUUAAUAAGCUGUAAUCGGACGAGGGUCAUAUGGGAUUGUAUAUGUUGGAAUGAAAAUCGAUACAAAGUAUGUAGAAAUUUAAAUUGAAGUUAAGUUGUUGCUAUUAAAGUUGUACCUUUGUAAUAUGAUCAGCAAUCUCUGAGGAAAGAAAUUGAAAUAAUGAAAGAUUUGGAUUGCCCAAAUAUUGUUAAAUUAUUAGAUGUUGUCUAAACACCAAAUAAUUGUUACAUUGUUAGUGAAUUGUGCACAGGAGGUGAUUUGAGAGAAUACAUGAAAAGAUAUGGUUGUCUAACAGAAUAAUAAGCUUUACCAAUUUUGACUCAGAUUUUAAAAGGGAUUUUAUAAUCAUUUAAGAGAGGAAUCAUUCAUCGAGAUUUAAAACCUGCCAAUAUUUUGAUUACUUCUGAAAAUAUAUUUAAGAUAGCUGAUUUUGGAUUUGCGAAACGAUUCUAACACUUAGAAGGAGAUCUAAUGAAUUCAUUGGCAGGAACUCCUUUAUAUAUGUCACCUUAAGUGCUGUUAAGAAAAUAAUACACUUCCAAAUGUGAUGUAUGGAGUAUAGGCCUUAUUUAUUAUGAAUUAAUAGAAGGCAGAACUCCAUGGAAUGUUAUGGAUAUUCUUGAUUUAAUUAAUAAAUAGAGAAACACCAAUAUCAAAUUUAGUAAAUUAAAAAUGUUUAUCAAUUCUAGGCAAAAAGAUAUCACCGAUGUCAUAAUAAUUCAUAUUGGGAUGUUUGUAAUAUGAAGAAUAAAAGCGUUUAGGAUGGGAAUAAGUGUUUACACACCCUUUGUUUGACAAUAAAUUCUUAAUGAAAGAGUAAGAUUAAAAAUCUCAGCAUUCGAUCUCGUAAAUUACAAAUGAAUCUGAUUCUUCAAUGAUGAAUGCAAAAUUAGUUGCAGUCAAUUCUCCUCCAUAAAUUAAACAUCCUCUUUAAAUCUACAAUAAGUAGAAACCCAGUUAAAAGGAAUUAUUAUNCUUAUUUUACUAUAAGAAUCACUUAUUGCAUCUAAUUAGUAAGAUAUUUUGA